This is a messenger RNA of Brachypodium distachyon (stiff brome), 2157 nucleotides long. Its product is annotated as putative E3 ubiquitin-protein ligase SINA-like 9. The coding region runs from base 740 to 1870 and encodes 376 amino acids. Gene Ontology annotation, molecular function: zinc ion binding. The record is from RefSeq and is a predicted model, not a curated record. The transcript is spliced from 3 exons. Lineage: Eukaryota; Viridiplantae; Streptophyta; Magnoliopsida; Poales; Poaceae.
UCCGCCUUACCUGUACUUGAGAAGCUGCAUCGUCAAAUGAUUGUUUUGCUGCUUCCUCACUCUCAUAUUAAGUGACUCAAAUUUGUUUUAAUAUGAAUGUAUUUAUACCUAAAAAGCACAUGUAAUAGAAUGUCACUUAAUAAGCUCUGGAAACAGAAACAAACAUGAAAAUCUCCCAAAAAAUUGGCAUGCUUUCAUGGUUUUGAAUAUUGCUUGCUGAAGCCUGUAGUUUUUCCAGUGGAUUUGGUGUCUUUCCAAACAUUUGAUCUGCAAAUCGAUUUUCAUGUUGAGAGGAAAUUGUUUCAAGUACAUUGGUCAGGAUUUUGUUUUCUGACAUUUUGUGUCAGGCCUUCGUGGGCGAUUAUCCAUUUGGUCACGCGCUAGCAUGGGCCUCGAGUUACUCCCAUUCCUUGGUACUCCUGCUAUAAAAUGCAACAGAAGAAGAACCCUUGGUUCCCUCAAAAAACGAAUCCCCAAAAACUUGGCCGUUCUACUUCUUCCCCAAGUGUCCUACAGCCGCGCCGCCCCGCCCCGCCCCGGGGAGUGGUAAAUCUCCCGCCACUCCAACGCUCGCCGUUCUCCCCCAACUCCUCUCUCGCUCGCCGCACCUCGCCUCGGUGACCCCCUUCCUUCUCCGCUCCAAAGCCCCUCCCACGCGCCUACGCCGCCGCCGCCGCCAGAUCCGUCGUCUUCAAGCCCUGGUAAGGAGAACGUAAUCCGGUACGGCGUGGCGCCUGAGAUGAGCACCAGCGGAAUCGGAGCGAAGCGCGUCUGGAUGCCAUCGGACUCCGCGGCGGACGACGGCCUCAGCCCCUCCGCCAAGCAGCCGAGGAGCGGCGGUCUUCCUUCGCCCUCGCCGUCCUCCCCGCGCUCCCAGUCGCGUUCCCCGGCGCGGUCCCCUUCCCGCUCGCCCUCUCGCUCGCCGGUUCCGCCCGCCCGCAGCCAGAGCCGUAGCCGGAGCCGCGACCGCUACAGCCGCAGCCGCAGCCGCGAUAGCCAGAGCGCGUCAGAAGAAGAGGCCGACGGGAAUGGGGGGCAAGUCUGGAGGCCACAUUCGUACAGGGAGAGAGGCGAGCAAGGGCGCGGCGCCGGCGAGUACAGCGUCUGCAUCGGCGACUACGACCAGCUCUUCACCUGCCGGGCCUGCCGCCGCAUGCUCUCCUCGCGGGUCUACGAGUGCUCGGCGGGGCACCUGACGUGCUCGAGGUGCCGGCGCGAGAUCGGGGCCGGCCGGUGCAGCCGCUGCACGGAGCCCGUGGCGCGCAGCCGCGCCGUGGAGGGCUUCGUGGCCACGAUCAGCUUCGCGUGCCGCAACCAGGAGUUCGGGUGCGAGGAGUUCCUGCCGCAGCGCGAGAUGCGCGCCCACGAGCGCGCCUGCCACCACGAGCCUUGCUUCUGCCCGGCGCCACGCUGCGGCUUCGCCGGCCCGACCUACGCGCUCCAGUCCCACCUCGCCGCCGUCCACAGCUGGGACGUGGUGCCGUUCCGCUACGGCGAGAGCUUCCAGAUCCACGCGGCUCUCGCGCCGGAGACCGUCUUCCGCUGCGACGACUACGGCGAGCUCUUCCACAUCAUCGCCUCCCGUGAGGCCUGCGGCUCCGCGCUCUCCAUGGUCUGCAUCCGCCCCGACAACGCCUGCAAGCAGGAGCUCACCUACGAGCUCAAGUUGCCGGCGACGGCAGAGGCAGGUGGGGGGCGUCACCGGCUGCAGAUUUCGUCCACCGUGUGGAACACCUCGCUGCGGUACGGCAUCGGCGAGGGCGCCGACGUGUUCCUGAUGAUCCCCGACAAGCUUCCGGGCAACGAGGCCGACCGUGUCGUCGAGGUCUGCAUCCGCAAGGUGGAGGAGCCCGGUGCAACCCGUAACUAGCUUAAGCUGCAUGCUGAUUGACGCUGUUAUCUAGCAGUAGGUCUAGGUUUAACCGUCUGCCGUUUUUGUGUCUUGGUUCUUCUGCCGCUGAGAAGGUUUCGGUUCACAGCCUUACUGUUGACUGCGUGCUUGCUCAAAUCUUAGGUUCGUCUCGUAUUUUGGCGAUACUGUAGACUGCAGGGAACUUUCAGGUCCUGUUCGAGGUAGAAGAGGUAAUUGGGAUAUUAUGCUGAAUUUGCAGGCAAGAUUUUACUGUUAUUCAUUCAUCUCUUGUUACAGAUUCCUUC